GAGUAGAGAAAAACGGCCUCGAACACCACCCAAACCCGUCCAAAACCUCUCAACCAAACCCCUCCUUUUUCUCGCUAUCUCUCCCUCCUCUCUUCUCCGCGCUGCAAACGCAAACGCGAACGCGAACGCUCUCCUCUCUCUCCCACUCUCCCCCCGUCUCCAUGAGAGCCUAGGCGCCGCAGCCGCCAAAGUAGACAAGACAGCGAGAAAAAGGGGGGCGGCUGCUAAUCUCUCUCCGCCCUCCCACUCCUCCCGGGCGCCCGCGAUGCCGCCGUCGCGGUCGCUGUUCCUGCUGCUCAUGCUCGCGCUGGCCGCGGCGCGGGCGCAGCCGCCCCCCGCGCCGCCGGUGGCGCGGACGGCGGGGGUGCGGGCGGAGAUCGACGCGCUCCUCGCGUUCCGCCGCGGGGUGCGGGACCCCUACGGCGCCAUGUCCGGGUGGGACGCCGCGUCGCCCUCGGCGCCCUGCUCCUGGCGCGGCGUCGCGUGCGCGCCCGGCUCCGGCGCCUCCGCCGGCCGCGUCGUCGAGCUACAGCUCCCGCGGCUCCGCCUCUCGGGCCCCAUCUCCCCCGCGCUCGGCUCGCUGCCGUACCUCGAGCGGCUCAGCCUCCGCUCCAACGACCUCUCCGGCGCCAUCCCGGCGACGCUGGCACGCGUCACCUCGCUCCGCGCCGUCUUCCUCCAGUCCAACUCGCUCUCCGGCCCCAUCCCCCAGUCCUUCAUCGCCAACCUCACCAACCUCGAUACCUUCGACGUGUCCGGCAACCUCCUGUCCGGGCCCGUCCCCGCUUCAUUUCCUCCCACCUUGAAGUACCUCGACCUCUCCUCCAAUGCCUUCUCCGGCACCAUCCCGGCGAGCAUUAGCGCCUCGGCGCCGAGCCUCCAGUUCCUCAACCUAUCCUUCAACCGACUCCGGGGCACCGUGCCGGCGUCGCUGGGCGCCUUGCAGAACCUGCAUUACCUCUGGCUCGACGGGAACCUCCUCGAGGGGACCAUCCCUGCGCCGCUCGCCAACUGCUCGGCGCUGCUCCACCUGAGCCUGCAGGGGAACUCGCUCCGCGGCAUCCUGCCGUCCGCGGUCGCCGCCAUACCCACGCUGCAGAUUCUCUCGGUGUCGCGGAACCAGCUCACCGGCGCCAUCCCGGCCGCGGCGUUCGGCAGCCAGAGGAACUCGUCUCUGCGCAUCGUGCAGCUUGGCGGCAACCAGUUCUCCCAGGUGGACGUGCCGGGAGGGCUCGCCGCGGAUCUCCAGGUGGUGGACCUGGGUGGCAACAAGCUGGCUGGCGCGUUCCCGACCUGGCUCACCGGGGCGGGGGGACUGACGCUGCUCGACCUCUCCGGCAAUGCGUUCAUCGGCGAGUUGCCGCCGGCGGUCGGGCAGCUCACUGCACUGCUGGAGCUGCGCCUUGGUGGCAAUGCUUUCACUGGUGCCGUGCCUGCGGAGAUUGGCAGAUGCGGCGCACUCCAGGUGCUUGAUCUCGAGGACAACCACUUCUCCGGCGUGGUGCCAUCGGCUCUUGGCGGUCUCCCAAGGCUCAGAGAGGUCUAUCUCGGUGGGAACUCUUUCUCCGGCCAGAUUCCGACGAGCUUGGGGAAUCUGUCAUGGCUCGAGGCAUUGUCCAUACCGAGGAACAGACUCACUGGUAGCCUUUCUGGUGAGCUCUUCCAGCUGGGAAACCUGACGUUCUUGGACCUAUCUGAGAACAACCUCACCGGAGAGAUCCCUCCGGCCAUUGGUAAUCUAUCUGCUCUUCAGAGUUUGAAUUUGAGCCGCAAUGCCUUCUCUGGCCGCAUUCCAUCGACCAUUGGCAGCCUGCAGAACCUGCGAGUUCUUGACCUCUCUGGUCAGAAGAACCUCUCUGGCAAUGUCCCAGCAGAGCUUUUUGGCUUGCCGCAGCUGCAAUAUGUGUCGUUUGCCGACAACUCGUUCUCUGGGGAUGUUCCUGAAGGAUUCAGCAGUCUUUGGAGCCUGAGGCAUCUCAACCUCUCCGGCAAUUCUUUCACUGGGUCGAUCCCGGCAACAUAUGGGUACCUGCCAUCGCUUCAAGUGCUCUCAGCCUCGCACAACCGCAUUUCUGGGGAGCUUCCUGCCGAGCUCGCCAAUUGUUCCAACCUCACUGUGCUUGAAAUCAGUGGCAACCAGCUGACUGGCUCCAUCCCGAGUGACCUCUCACGCCUUGGUGAAUUGGAGGAGCUUGACCUCAGCUACAAUCAGCUUUCAGGCAAGAUACCACCAGAGAUUUCCAACUGCUCGUCGCUUGCCCUUCUCAAGCUUGAUGACAAUCGUAUUGGCGGUGACAUACCAGCCUCCCUUGCCAACCUCUCGAAGCUGCAGACACUUGACCUGUCAUCCAACAAUCUUACCGGCACCAUCCCUGCUUCAUUGGCUCAGAUUCCAGUCCUUGUAUCAUUCAAUGUGUCACACAAUGAGCUUACUGGUGAGAUACCAGUAAUGCUUGGCUCCCGCUUUGGCUCCCCUUCAGCAUAUGCUUCAAACUCAGAUUUGUGCGGUCCACCAUUGGAGAGCGAAUGUGGUGAGUACAGGCGACGCCGGAGGCGACAGAAGGUGCAGCGCCUUGCUCUGCUAAUUGGUGUAGUGGCUGCUGCAGUGCUGCUCCUUGCGCUGUUCUGCUGUUGCUGCGUGUUAAGCUUGCUGCGAUGGAGGCGCAGGUUCAUUGAGAGCCGUGAUGGUGUCAAGAAGAGGAGACGCAGCCCUGGACGUGGCAGCGGGUCGAGUGGCACAAGCACGGAGAAUGGUGUCAGCCAGCCGAAGUUGAUCAUGUUCAACUCAAGGAUCACCUAUGCUGACACGGUUGAGGCGACACGGCAGUUUGACGAGGAGAAUGUGCUCAGCCGAGGCCGUCAUGGUCUCGUGUUCAAGGCUUGUUACAGUGAUGGCACCGUGCUGGCCAUUUUGCGGCUUCCGUCCACCUCUGCCGAUGGUGCUGUGAUUAUUGAAGAGGGCUCAUUCAGAAAAGAGGCAGAGUCUCUUGGCAAGGUGAAGCACAGGAACCUCACUGUGCUCCGUGGCUACUACGCCGGGCCGCCGCCGGAUGUUCGUCUGCUGGUCUAUGACUACAUGCCCAACGGCAACCUCGCCACAUUGCUCCAGGAAGCAUCUCACCAAGAUGGCCACAUCCUCAACUGGCCGAUGAGGCACCUAAUUGCGCUCGGGGUCUCCCGCGGCCUCGCGUUCCUGCACCAGUCCGGCGUCGUGCACGGCGACGUCAAGCCACAGAACAUCCUAUUCGACGCCGACUUCGAGCCGCACCUGUCUGACUUUGGCCUCGAGCCCAUGGUGGUGACCGCGGGCGCUGCUGCAGCAGCCGCCGCCGCAUCGACAUCAGCCGCGACGCCAGUGGGCUCGCUCGGCUACGUCGCCCCCGACGCGGCUGCCGCCGGGCAGGCCACGAGGGAAGGCGAUGUGUACAGCUUCGGCAUCGUCUUACUGGAGCUCCUCACCGGGCGGCGUCCCGGCAUGUUCGCCGGGGAGGAGGAGGACAUCGUGAAGUGGGUGAAGCGUCAGCUGCAGCGCGGCGCGGUGGCAGAGCUGCUGGAGCCGGGCCUGCUGGAGCUGGACCCGGAGUCCUCCGAGUGGGAGGAGUUCCUGCUGGGCAUCAAGGUCGGGCUGCUCUGCACCGCGCAGGACCCGCUGGACCGCCCGGCCAUGGGCGACGUGGUGUUCAUGCUGGAGGGCUGCCGCGUCGGCCCGGACAUCCCGUCCUCCGCCGACCCCACCUCCCAGCCGUCGCCGGCGUAGCAGCUCCCCGGCGCCCCUCCGCCGGCCUCGCCACCUGUCAGAUUCAAUUCAGUAGCUUGCUCCAUUUUUUUUCUCGCUGAUUAAUUUCCUUCAUUAGUUCAGAUUAGUGCUAGUCUCAGCUAGGCCGCCGGCGCCGGCGUGCUCUCGUCGUUCGUCGAUGGUCAAACUGACCCCUGGGGCCGGGUACCGUUUCCCGCCAAGCAAGAAAGGAAGGAGGCCGUGGCCCCGCCCAUGGCGGAAGUAGCCGUUGGGCGUCCUAAUCUCGUGGUUAGUGGAGGCGUCAGCACCGGGGGCGGGGAGCAAGGACCCAUGUGGCGCACUGGUGCUCGGCACGGCCUGAUGCCUGAUGCUCCUGCCACGCCAUGCAUGUCGUGUGGUGCUGCGCAUGUGGGGGUUCCCUGCCGCGCAUCGGCAACGGCUACUAAUGCAGAGGACAUGGCUGUCGCCUCUCCUGGCCAUCGAUCCCGGCCGAUCUGUACCACGACCCUUGUACUCUCUCUAGCGAUUGAUUUCGUGUAGGCCUGCUUGGCUUCCUGGGAUCUUGUCUUUAAUCUCGUUUCACCAAGAGCAGCAACAAGAAAUCCUUUUGUGCCAUGUGCUGUACAUUUGUCUGUAGUAUUUUGUUAUCCCCAUUGGUUCAGUGGAUUGAUGGAUGGAUGAUGCUCAUGACCGUUAGCUUGUUCA
Setaria italica (foxtail millet) is the source of this 4441-nucleotide messenger RNA. Its product is annotated as probable inactive leucine-rich repeat receptor kinase XIAO. The transcript has a single exon. The coding region runs from base 266 to 3757 and encodes 1163 amino acids. Gene Ontology annotation, molecular function: protein kinase activity; receptor serine/threonine kinase binding; ATP binding. The record is from RefSeq and is a predicted model, not a curated record. Lineage: Eukaryota; Viridiplantae; Streptophyta; Magnoliopsida; Poales; Poaceae. Gene Ontology annotation, biological process: protein phosphorylation.